GAAUCAUUUAUCACCAAAUAGUUUCACAUGAUAUGAGUCAACUUAUUACACCCAGCAGUACUUCGGUUACUUUGUGACAUGAUUGUUGUCCAAAAUGUCACAGCGAGAACAUUUGAAAGCCUUUCUACAACAUGAAGAACAUCUACGUAUGCUGGCCGAGAGUGGGGAGGACGGAUUUAUGAAGGAGUUUAUGGCACUGAAGCAGCAAUCAACAAGGUAUAAGACGGAGAAGACUUUCUCAACGGCAGAAGGCGAGAAUGAAAUCAACAUUCGCAAGAAUAGAUACAAAGAUAUCCUCCCAUUUGACUAUACACGCUUCAGUUUACCGGAGCUGGAGGAUGUUGAAGGAUCAGAUUACAUCAACGCCAACUACAUCACGGAUGUACAUGGCAAGAAAGUCUACAUCGCAGCGCAGGGUCCGUUACCGCACACUGUGGUCGACUUCUGGAGGAUGUUGUGGGAGAGCGGGGUGGAGGUUGUCAUAAUGGCAUGCAAUGAGUACGAGGGAGGAAAGCAUAAAUGUGAGAAGUACUGGGCAGAAGAGAAUGAGAGGAAACAGUUUGGGGAGAUCACAGUCACACUGAUUAGACAGUUGGGCGUGACGCCAGACUUUCUGAUUCGGACGCUCAAAGUCAACAAUCAAGUGGAGGAAAGAGUUAUAAACCAGUUCCACUACACGGCGUGGCCGGAUCACGGUGUACCUAAGACUGUGCAACCCAUCAUGGAUAUGAUAAAACUAUUCAGGGAGUAUUUGCCUAAUGAAGACCACCCAGUGGUCAUGCAUUGCAGUGCUGGUUGUGGGCGGACAGGUACAAUGAUCUGCAUUGACUUUGUUAGAGCACAGAUUAAAGCAGGGAAAAUUGGUGCUGACUUUUGUCUGUAUGACAUCAUUAAGGAGAUGAGGAGGCAGAGACCUGCUAUCGUCCAAACCAGGGAUCAGUAUGAGUUAGUUCACAGGGCAGUGGCUUGGCUGUUUAGAAAAGAACUUGGACUUCCACCAAAUCCAAAGGACUUCGGACAUCUUUAUGAGAAUGUCAAACUGCAAGCAGAGGGUCCACGUCUGCCACCAGGAGCAGCUAAUAGCCUAAGUCCAGAGAUCAAACCUCAACCGUGUAAAUUAAGUCCCAAGCAACGAAGACACAAAGACAUGAAAGACAAAGACGACUCGGGCCAUAACUAUGUAAACCACUCGAUAGCAGGAAAAGGUUUGCCCGUCGAUGGAAGGUCAAGCCCACCGGCGGCAAAGGUCCUGAAGCCUCCCUCGUUGCCCACCAAGCAACAACGUGAUGCAGACAGUAACGAAACCAUUUAUGCAAAUGUCCAAGACAAAGUAACCUUAGAGGAGAAAGCAGCUGAUGUCUCGAGCCCCCUGACGCCAAAACAGAGCCCCCUAGCUCAGGAGAGAUUCGAGAGUGGCUACAAGACCACUCUCGCCGCUUUUAAGGAUUUUGAAAUUCCACCAGUGCCUCAAGCUCGCUCUGCCCCACCCAAGUCAGCAGAUCAGGUCAAACCAUCGUCGCCUUUCAAACUGGCUGGCAGAACUGUCCAAAUCUCAAAAUCUUUUGAUGAUCAAGGCGACCCUCCGAAGCCUUUGCGAUCAUCGAAGCCCAUGCUCAGUGAAAAACCUCAAAUGAGCGAAAAACCAGUCAAGGUGCUUCCCGUAGCACGUCCUAAUAUUCCUACAAAACCAGCCAUCGGAAAGAAGAAGGAGACGGAUAACCAACCGGGUAGGGUCUCUGGAUUGAGGAGGCGACCGACUAGCGAACCGGUCAACGGUAACGCGGAGGAGCAGGGGAAAGUACCACACUUAGGGACUGCUCAGUUUCAGCAGGCCAAAAAUCUAAUCCAGGCAACUCUGCUCACCAAACCAGAAAGUGAUUCUGGAAAGGACAAAGAUCCUAAGAAGGGUAAAGAUGGGAGGGACUCCAAGGGUGGACCCAGACCCACCUCUGCCCCUCCUAAACCACCCGUCGCAGUCAUUAAACCAAUACCAACGAACAAAACCACUAAGUCGCAGACUUAUGAGGAAGUGGGUGAUUUAGGUAAGAGCUUCCCGUGUCAGGUCCAGCCGGUUUCCAUGGUGAAGCUUCAAUCUCACAAGGACAAGGUGGAGUCGAAGAACGCCGGCAAGCAGGACUCGAACCCGAGCCAGAUGCAGCGGAGGAAAACAAUGGAAGGAUACAGACCUAAACAAUCAGUGCCUGACAACGGCAACUCGGAAUACAGCUAUGCAACUCAACCAAAAAGCGUCAUCGAAAAACUCAAAGAGGCUCAGUCGAGACCCCAACUCAGAACUGGGUUAGCCCAGACCUAUGCCUCAGCCUACGCUGAUCCUACGGAGGAGGGUAAUCCUAAGGAGUUGCCUAAAUCUCCAGGUAGCUCGCAGGGAUCAGACUAUUCGUAUGCAUGCGGUGUGCAGAUACCCAUAACGCCUGGCAAGGGCAGGGAGAAUGUGAAGAAGUUCUCCAUUGAUAGAAGUGAUCCUAGUAGGUCUUCGGCGGUAUCAGCAUAUGAGGUCAUUGAGGUCGGUGGCCUUGCUGGCCAAAGGUCAGUCGAACAAGAAGAAUCGCCUGUGUUUGAUAAAAACAUCAGCUACGAUUCGCAAGGGACACAACCGACAUCGCCCGGUCAGCCCAGGGAGUCCAUCUUGAGCGGUUCCUCAUGGGCGUCGUUUACCGACAGCGAGUUUGACUGCACCGAUGAUGAGAAGCCUCCCGAAGUGCCUGUGAAAACAUCGGCAUCGUUUGAGUACCACGAUGGUGAAGAGGGUGAUGAUCAUGAGUCUGGAUCUGGGGGAAGAUCCAAGCCGAAACUCUCCCAGUUCAUACUGAACCAGAGAGACAAGCUGGCAACACAUAAAGAGAAAAUUGAAAGUAGAACAAAAGGUUUCUUUGUGAAGAUUGGAGAUGUGGUGAAUAGGAGCUCGAGUAACCCAUCAUCUGGUACCCGCUCUUCUCCUCCAUCUACCUUAUCAACAAGUCCACAACAAGCCGCUCUGGUGUCGGACCUCAACGAAAUCAUAAAGAAAACAUUGCGGGAAUAUGAGCCAACAUACAAAGAUGGUCCCACGAUGUUCAACAACUGCGACAUCAGUUUUCCGAAGCGAGUACAGAAGCCAAAGUCCCCGCCCCCAGUGCCAACCAGUUGGAUCAAGUCAGAGACACAUAGUACCACAGUACAGCUAUGAGAUAAGCUCAUUAAUUCAAAGCUUGCUUAGCAUCUUACAACAACAAAAAUUACUUAACACAGAAAAGAUUUGCCAAAUUAACUGUUCACCGGCCGGUUAAUCAAAGCUUGAGUUUCACAAAAAUAACCGUAACUAAAACAACACCAAACUUCACUUUCACAAGACCGGUGCUAUUUAGUUACUCGGCUCUAGCUUGUGGGGGGUUAUUGGUUCGAAUCCCACUGAUGAGUAGUAUGCCUGUGCUGUUGUUUUUUAUGGCCAGCGGUGUAAGGUAAAACCACAUUGGCUGCCAGGUUGGCAAAGUGGUACAUGUAGCUUUCCUCGCCUUCCACCUCUGGAACCACAGUUCAGUCCCACUGGGGGCACUAUGUGGAUUGGGUUUUCAGUCAGUCACUACCUGAUUGCGUGUGUUUUGCCCUGGACUCUUUCCAGGGUUUUCCCUCCCACUUCCAAAACUGAAACUUCCUUCUUUGUCUGCUCUCCAUUGGGUUCUUGGCUAGUGUUAUGAUUAAGUUCGCUUUUCUGAGAGUCCUUGGCUUCAAACCAGAACUUAUUAACACAAUGAAAUUAUUGGACUUGUUCUGUUGUUAGUUUACCGAAUCUGAGCCUGGAAAUCACUCAAGUGGAGCAGAGGUCAAUAGGUCAUUCAUGCCUUAGUCAUUCAUAGUCACAGUGUCUUUCCAGUCUUUUGUAAUAUCAAACAUUUUAUGGUCCACUGACAAGCGACAUUUUACAAACAGGCAUGAUGUUCUUCCUACUUAAAGGCAGUGGACACUAUUGGUAAUUACUCAAAAUAAUUAUCAGCAUAAAACUUGACUUGGUAACGA
Molecule: messenger RNA, 4014 nt
Organism: Asterias rubens (European starfish)
Lineage: Eukaryota; Metazoa; Echinodermata; Asteroidea; Forcipulatida; Asteriidae
Exons: 19
Coding region: 95-3187 (1030 amino acids)
Biological process (GO): peptidyl-tyrosine dephosphorylation
Cellular component (GO): nucleus; cytoplasm
Molecular function (GO): non-membrane spanning protein tyrosine phosphatase activity
Source: RefSeq, a predicted model, not a curated record